AUGGCUCAAGAACCUGCCCCAACAGCUCCAGCAACACACACGCAAUCCUCGCGCAAGGGCAAGAGAGCAUGGCGCAAGAACAUCGACCUGACCGCCGUUCAAUCCGGCCUCGAGGACCUCCAAUCCGCCAAGAUCGCUCAUGGCAAUGUCUUGCCGGCGGAGAAGGAUGCCAGUGAGCUCUUCGCCACAGACACAGUGGGGGAUGAGGACUUCGCGAAGAAACAGCAGGUGGGGAGGAAAUUGCUGAAGGCGGAGGAGAUUCUGGCUAUGAGAAGCGCCGUUCCCGGCCUGGACGGGAGGAAGAGGAAGGCCGAUGACAAGGUAGCCGCACCGAGGCUAGGCAAGAAGGCGAAGAAUGGGGCGUACGUCUCGCACAAGGAACUGCAAAGGCUGAGAGCUGUGGCAGAUGGGAAGACUGGUGGGGUGCCAGCCGGUGAAGAAGGAGCUACGCACGACCCAUGGGAUGAUGAACCCGUCGCAGAGGCCCCGGAAUUCGACUUCAUCCGCUUCGCCCAGCCCAAGAAAAAGCGCGAGCCAAAGACUCUCAAACACGCACCCAAACCUCUGACCAAGUCCGGCAAGCACAUCCCCAACGUUGUCCGUCCCAACGCCGGCAAGUCAUACAACCCACUGAUCGGCGACUGGUCUGCUCUGCUUGAACGUGAAGGCGCUGCUGCUGUCGAAGCAGAACAAAAGCGUCUCGCAGCGGAAGCAGAAGCUGAGGCACGCGAAGCUCGAGCAGCGGAGGAAGCGGCGAAGGUUGAAGCGGCGGAGAGGGAUGUCUACGCUACUGAUUAUGACUCUGCGUGGGAGAGCGAGUGGGACGGAUUCAUCUCCGGCGGCGAGAAAGAGCAGCAGGAAGUGUGGACGCAGAAGCAGAAAGCCAGGAAGACGCAGGCUGAGAGGAACAAAGUAAAGGCGCGCAAAGCGCGAGAGGCACAGGCAAUGCAUGAAGAGAAGGUGAAGGCGAGAGUGAAGGAGGAGGCCCGGAUUGCGCAGAUUGCCGCCGAACUAUCCGUCAAAGACAAAGCGAAACAUGCACAUGCUCGUGCCCUUCAACAAGAACACUCCAGCGACUCCGAGGCGGAGGACGUACAACUGCACCGACCACGAUUCGGCAAGGUGGCGGUACCAGAAGCCCCGCUUGAGGUCGUCCUACCCGAAGAUCUCCAGGACUCGCUGCGAAGGCUGAAGCCCGAAGGAGACUUGAUGCAGGAGCGGUACAGAAACCUCCUGGUCAAUGGCAAAUUGGAGAUGCGCAAGAGAGCAGGGGAGAGGAAGAAGCCGAAAGUAACGCGUGGGGAGAAGUGGAGCUACAAGGAUUGGCAAUUGCGGUAG
Molecule: messenger RNA, 1338 nt
Organism: Neohortaea acidophila
Lineage: Eukaryota; Fungi; Ascomycota; Dothideomycetes; Mycosphaerellales; Teratosphaeriaceae
Product: ribosome biogenesis protein Nop53/GLTSCR2
Exons: 1
Coding region: 1-1338 (445 amino acids)
Biological process (GO): ribosomal large subunit assembly; rRNA processing
Cellular component (GO): nucleolus
Molecular function (GO): 5S rRNA binding
Source: RefSeq, a predicted model, not a curated record